Molecule: messenger RNA, 934 nt
Organism: Oryza sativa Japonica Group (Japanese rice)
Lineage: Eukaryota; Viridiplantae; Streptophyta; Magnoliopsida; Poales; Poaceae
Source: RefSeq, a predicted model, not a curated record
CGAAGCUGCAUGGAGCUAGCGCCACUGCGCCAGUGCAUGCGUCGUAUUCACCGUGGCUUAACGCCUUAACCAAACCAAGCCAAGCCCCGUGCAACAACAACGCCAUGCCGAUUUGUAUAAUAUGAUGCGACCAAGUGCAGGCCCGGUGUUCGUUUCGUCCGUGCGACUCCGCGAGAUAUUUCGUCCGCCCGCGCGCGCGCGCGCCUCGCCUUCGGCUCGGCGCGUGGACCGGAUGGACGAUCUGGCGGCGGCGCUGGCGCGCGGCGAGGGAGCGUGGACGGAGGAGCAGCACGCGGCGUUCCUCGACCGCAUGGAGCUCUCCUUCGUGCAGCAGGAGCUCGCCGCCGUCGCCGUCAGCGACGAGCGGCGGGCGUCGCGGAGGCUCUGCCGCCGGCCCGCGCCUCCGCCGGCGCCCGCAGCCGCAGGUCGCUGCGGCCAGCACCAGCUCUCGCUCUCGCUCGACCGGCCCCUCCCCGACAGCGCCGUCGAGUCCAACCGCGCCGCGCCUUCCUCCCGUCCUGCCGCCCGCGGCCGCGGCACCGGAUGACGCGCCCGGCCGCUAGAGGGAUCCAUCGAUCAGGUUGCUUCAAGGGGUAUGAACAACUAUGAACAGAUGAUGGUUAGAACAAGGAUAGAAGGAUAAAUCCCCUUCGAUCUAUGUAGAUACUUUCUUCAGGCAGUUGCUCUGCCUUUUUCUUUUUACUGUAUCUAUGAAGCACUCCCUCCGUCUCAAAAUAUAGCAAUCUAGGAGGGAGUACUCAGUAGGAGUACUCAGUAGUAGAAUUGAUGUUUUGUAGGUUUGUACAGCUAUGCUCACGUCACGUGAUGGGUUGGUGCUAGCGCUUUCAUUAUCCAAACUGUGCCUUUAUAUCUUCUGCGGUAGCUCUCCUUACGAAUGAUAUUUAUCGGACUGUGCAGAUAUUUUUUCAUAAAA